UUGCUCUGGUUGUUGCUACAUACUACUGUAUGUUAAUGUUCAUUUCUGUGUUUACACUUUUCUGUUCUGUUCGUCGAAACUUUUAAAAUAAUAGUAAUCAAUUAAUCAAGUAAUCAACUUUUACCAGAAAUGGUGACCAAUGGUAUACCUUGUGUGAGUGUUUGUGUUGAUGGUGAUAGUAAUGGUGAUGGUGGUUCAGGGUGUUCUUCAAUUAAAGUACCCACACCAGUGGUUUCACCAGUUAAUUUUUCCAGUGGAUCAAAUUUACUUCAGGUGGGGAUUCCGUUUCCAAUAGGAUUAGGUCAUGAUCCACCUUUGCACCCAUUUUAUUCAGUUCACCCGAGAAUUGGAUUCGAUUCAAAGGAAAAUAUGGAAGCGUGGAGAUCACUUCCACCUUAUGCCUCAAUGUAUGGUGGAUAUGAAGGAGCAAUUCUAGCUGGUGGUUAUCCGAUGCUAAGAAAUGGAUAUGAUUUGAAUGGUUCGAGACGGAAAAAUGCCACUAGAGAAACGACCUCAACUCUAAAAGCUUGGCUUAAUGAUCAUCGGAAGAAUCCCUAUCCAACUAAAGGAGAAAAAGUAAUGUUAGCAAUAAUCACUCAGAUGACUUUGACACAAGUGUCGACAUGGUUUGCCAAUGCUCGUCGAAGGUUAAAAAAGGAAAACAAAAUGACUUGGUCACCUCGAAAUCGAUGUGAUGACGAUGAAGAUGAAGAAGAUGAUAAUUGUAAAGAAGGUGAUUAUGGUUCUCUAAAUGAAAGUAGAUCUAAAGAACCCGAACUACUUGUUGAUGAUUAUGAUUCAUCUUCAGAUUCAAUUGAAAAGAAACGAUUCAAACGGGAUGAAACAAAUUCUGAACCGACAAUUUUAUCAACUUAUCCUGGCCAUCUUGGUAUUCAUCAUAAUCAUCAUCAUAAUCAUCAUCAUCAACAGCAUCUUUUUAGCCAACGAAUUCAUCCACUUUCACAACAAAUUUCAUCGUUUAACCAAAAUCAUUCAGCUCAUCAUUCAUCAUCACCAACAAACUCAUUAACUUAUUCAUCCUCACCACCGCAUUCGUCAACAAGUGUCACUAUUGACCACAACCAGAACAGUAAAUCGGCUUCUAAUGGUCACGGUCAACCCAUAGGCACUUCAAAACCAAGGAUUUGGUCAAUUGUUGAAUUAGCGACAUCAUCAACUAAUUGUGAAAAUGAUUAACAAUUUAAGCUUCUUUACUUUUUUACCCCUAAGAUAUUUUCUUACCUUUUCUUUUUUCUUGUUUUCUUCAACAAUCAAUCGAUCAGAUGAUCAAUUUAAUCAACAAUCGUAAUCCAUUUUACUGAUA
This is a messenger RNA of Panonychus citri (citrus red mite), 1324 nucleotides long. Its product is annotated as iroquois-class homeodomain protein irx-5-like. Lineage: Eukaryota; Metazoa; Arthropoda; Arachnida; Trombidiformes; Tetranychidae. The coding region runs from base 130 to 1197 and encodes 355 amino acids. The record is from RefSeq and is a predicted model, not a curated record. Gene Ontology annotation, cellular component: nucleus. The transcript has a single exon. Gene Ontology annotation, biological process: regulation of transcription by RNA polymerase II; neuron differentiation; cell development. Gene Ontology annotation, molecular function: DNA-binding transcription factor activity, RNA polymerase II-specific; RNA polymerase II cis-regulatory region sequence-specific DNA binding.